UGACUCGUGUCCAGGUUUCUGUCCAAUAGGCUUUCCCAUUAAAUACCAAUUUAAGAGGGAAAAAAUGCCGCCCCCUUUUCUCCGAGCCUUUAUCUCUUCCGACCAUCUCUAGGCGAAACCCUUUGGUACCAGGAGUGGAUCUGCACGUAUCUCCUCUCUGUCAUUCUGUCUCGCCGUUGCCACCUUCCGCACCCCUCCUUGGCUUCUUUGCCACUCCGGGAGGGGUGGGAGGAGGAACUGCACUUUCUUUUUCUGCGUGUGAGCGUACCUUUCCCUGCACCGCCGUUAUCUCUCGCAGCCGCUCCGAACCCGCGCCGAGAUUUUCGUUUAUUUUGUUUUGCUUUUCUUUUUCAGCGUUCGCAUAUUUUCCAUUAUCCUUACUCGAAAGAUGCAGGAGGAGUUAGGAAGCUCAGGGAUGGAUGGGGGUUUCGUUUAUCCCUUUUUUUCCUCCCCUCGCCAGCUCUUGAAGGACUAGAAGAAAAACUAAACCAAACAUUCAUUUUCCGACGGCGUCUUUCCCCUCCUCCUGCCCCUCUCCGCCGGGCCGGUGAAUUAACAAAACCGCACGUUACACCACCCUCCAAAAAAAAAAAAAAAAAAAAAAAAAAAAAGAAAGAGAAUAGAGAAGAAAGGAGGGAGCGACGCAUUGUUACCCCGACCCGCGGCGUGCCUGCGCGCCGGGCCGCGGCGGAACAAAGCGGCAGCGCCGCGCCGGGCUCCGCGCCCCGGGCUCCGCGUCCGGCCCGGCCCGGCAGCGGCGCGGCCGCCGCGGGCGACGAAAGGCCGAGGGGGUGGGAGACGAGGAAUAAUCCCGGACAGUACCGGUGCUGUCGCAGCAUCCCUUUUGUUAUUUAUCGCGACCGGGGAAGAGGAGGAGGAAAAGCGGGGGAGACGGCACUUUUUCCCCUGUAAAACCGACUGGGCGCAGCCGCUGGCGCGCUGCAUCCCACUGCCCCGAAUAAGCGGGCGGAGGAGGACUUUGAUGGGGGAAACGCUUUUUCCUCCCCAGAUGCAUCGUAAGUAACUUAAGUUGUUAUUCAUACUCCGCAAACAAACACGGCGAUAACAUCUCUCAUCUCUGGAGCGCUGGAGGCCGCGGCGAGGGAUGAGAUCUACCUUUCCCCAUCCGAGCAGGACACUUUUCCGCUCGUAAUUAAUUUGAUUUCAUUUUGAUUUUUUAAUUUUUCCAUGCUCCGCUCCCGGAGGGUCAUUUGAACUGUAAAGGAAUCGCCGAGGGGGCGAGGGGACCUGGAGAGAGAGGCUGUCCAAACGACUCCACCGAGGUAAGCAGCCUUAACAAUAUCUCCCUUUUGCAGGUAGCAAGGGGUAUUGGUUUACUGUAAUAAUAAAAAGAAAAAAAAAUAGGGAGGGGGACAAAAAGCCUCUUUCCGGAUCAGCUCACUAAAACCCACUGUAUGGAUAAUAAAUAAUAAAAACAAUAAACCAAAAGGAAAAAUUCAACUCACACCGCAGAAAAACCUCUAAGCAACUUUCUUCAGGAAGCACCUCUUUAAUUGCCCAUUUUCGUACAACCGCGCUGCAAAUCCUCCCUCUCUAGUGGGCUUUCGCAUGAGCCCCCUCGCUUGAAUCCCAGUUGAAAGAUGAUUUUAAACCUUUCUUAUGUAUCUUUUUGCCCCACGAGAUCGUUGAUACCUGACCUGCGCGCUAGCCGGGUUUUUUCCCUACCCCUGCCUUGUGGGCCUGAUUAACGUUCCUUAUUAAAAAUCGAAGAGGAAGCGUUUCCGACGGCCCUGGCAAGAGACGGCCCUUUCCCAGGGAAGGAAACGCUCUCCUCUCCCCCUCCCCAGUCCUGGCCUCCUGCGCACCCCGGGGAGUGCCGAGCCCAGGCCCCCGUUGGAGCUCCGCUGGCCCGCCACGCGUGCCCAGCUUCUCGUCCCGUGGGGGAGGCUUGGCUCUAACCUUGCCUGGGAAGAAUUCCUCCUGCUCGUAUUAUUAUUAUUAUUAUUAUUAUUAUUAUUAUUUCCCCAACCGUGUCUGAGGCCCGAGUGGGACUUUCCCUGGAAACUUUAUGUGGAAAUACUUGACAAUCUGAAUUCGGAGGAAGGGAGGACGCGAUGUUCCCUCCUCCCUCGGUCUCGCUCCCCACCUCACUCGACACCCCAGCCGUAAACACACACACACACACACACACACGCACACAUUUGUGUUCAAGGUUAUUCACUAGUUGCCUGAUGUAUUGUUUUAUUACAUGCCGGCAUGUCCACGGACGCGCUCGGAUUUGUAUUGCUGUCUACAUGACAGAUGGUGCUCUGUGAGGCCGCAAGAAGAUACGAUUCAAUUUUCUUUUGAAAGGCUCCUCCGCCCCCUCCAAGAUGAUGCUUAGCCCGGACCAAGCCGCCGACUCCGACCACCCCUCCUCGGCGCCCUCCGACCCGGAGUCCCUGGGCGGCGCGGACGCCCAGGCUCUCAGCUGCUGCGUGUCCGACCCGGAGCCCGCCGAGGGCGGCGGCGGCGAGGGCCGGGGCGGCGGCGGGGUGGCGGCGGGAGGGCCGGGUCGGGGCCGGCCGGGGCUGCACCCGCCGCCGCUGAGCCGGGAGGAGAAGCGGCGGCGGCGCCGCGCCACGGCCAAGUACCGCUCGGCCCACGCCACGCGUGAGCGGAUCCGCGUGGAGGCCUUCAACCUGGCCUUCGCAGAGCUGCGCAAGCUGCUGCCCACCCUGCCCCCCGACAAGAAGCUCUCCAAGAUCGAGAUCCUGCGCCUCGCCAUCUGCUACAUCUCCUAUCUCAACCACGUGCUGGACGUGUAGCGCCCGGCGGGCGCCCGGAGCCCCGGGACACCCCCCGCCCACCGCCCCCGGUCCGGCCGCGGCGGGCAGCGCCUUCCCCGGGGCGGGCGGUGGGGCGGGGGGGUCCCCGCUGCCUGCCCUCCCUCCCCGGGGGGGGUUCCCACCCGACCGAGAGCCCGCUUUUCGAAGAGAAGUGUAAAACCGGAUUGUUUCUUCAGGCUGUCAAGUGCCCCUUUAUAUAUAUCCAAAAACAUCUACUUGUGACCUUAAACGUGUGACCCAUGGGUGCAGUUAAAAAUAACUAUUUUUUAUUUAUGGUAGAAGGAGUUGACAAUUUAUUUUUUUCAAGAUUUAUUUAUUUUUCAGAGUGGUGGCAAUUUUACUUUGGAUACUUCGUGCCAAUUGGUUUCUAUAGUCGGGUGUUUACACUUUCUCCUGUGGAAUAUUAUGUUUGACUUUAUGAGUGUUUGUUGGGAUCAAUACAGUGGUCAUUUUGUUUUCUUUUUAAUUUAUUUUUUUCCCUCCAAUUAUAUUGCACUUGUGUACCACAAACCUCCCCUCUCUUCCUGUUUAUAAGUAUAUUUUAUAUAUAUCAAGGCAUUUGUUCUUGACCUUUUUUCUUUCUUUUCUUGUGUGGGAUCGACAACCACUAGCACUUAACUAGAAGAGUUUUUUAAAAAAAUUUGUUGUUAUUCUGAUCUAUAGUUCUGUCUGAAAAGUACUUUGCAAAUCGUUUAUAAGGGAAGUAGUUUCUUUGUGAGUGUAUAUGUGCGUGUGUGUAUACAUGCAUGUGUGUGGGAGUGAGCGUGUGUGUGUAUGUGUGUGGUAUAUUUUUAGGAAAGGACUUUUUUCCUAAAAAAAAAAGAAAAAAAAAGAAAGAAAAGUAAAUCCAGGACUGCUUUCCUUUGUGACAACCAAAAAAAAAAUCUAUAACCUGAAAAUGUUUCAUGUCCUUUGCUGUGAAUCUCUUAAAACAAGAAGCGCAUUCUAGGGAUAAAAGAGAAAAAGAAAAAACACAUCUGCUAUCCAAAGAUUUUAGUCUUUUUCAGGGUUUUUUUGUGUGUCUCUGUUGCUUUAUAUAAUGCAAUAUUUUGUAGUGAAAAUAGAUAAAUCUGGUUUCUAUCUGAUGCGUUUUUCAUAUCUCUCAUGAAUGGUGAGCUGUUUUGCAUAUAAAUAAAAGUAUCAAAUAAAA
Molecule: messenger RNA, 3939 nt
Organism: Myiozetetes cayanensis
Lineage: Eukaryota; Metazoa; Chordata; Aves; Passeriformes; Tyrannidae
Gene: NHLH2
Product: nescient helix-loop-helix 2
Exons: 2
Coding region: 2334-2768 (144 amino acids)
Biological process (GO): regulation of transcription by RNA polymerase II
Molecular function (GO): RNA polymerase II cis-regulatory region sequence-specific DNA binding; DNA-binding transcription factor activity, RNA polymerase II-specific; protein dimerization activity
Source: RefSeq, a predicted model, not a curated record